CAGCCGCAGCUGCUUAUUUGUGUUUUGUGCAUACUCUCGUUGACAGCCUCUUUAUACUCUAUACGCUUGCCAAAAUAACCAACCAAAUUGCAUUUACAAAUCGAACUUAAAAUGAGCUCCAGCAGCAGCGAAAGCGAUAUAAAGAACAAACACAACGAUGGCGCUUCCUCGUCCGAAAGCGAGACUGUGACGGCUCCGGCGCCAAUCGCAUCAUUCAGAGAUAUCGGUGUGAUGGAGCAGCUGUGCGAAGCCUGUGAAAAGCUCGGGUUCACCGCGCCUACUGAGAUCCAGCGCGAGUCGAUCCCCUGGGCGCUCCAGGGGCGGGACAUCAUUGGUCUUGCGCAGACCGGUUCCGGAAAAACGGCUGCAUUUGCGCUGCCCAUCCUGCAAGAGCUGUGGAAGAACCCGUCGCCCCUGUUUGCCUGCGUGAUGGCGCCGACACGCGAGCUGGCGUACCAGAUUGCGGAGACAUUUGAGGCGCUGGGAGCGGGCAUUGGAGCCCGGUGCACAGUCAUUGUGGGUGGCAUGGACUUGAUUUCGCAGCAGAUCGCCCUUUCAAAGAAACCGCACGUUAUUGUCUGCACGCCAGGCCGGUUGCAGGAUCACUUGGAGAACACAAAGGGCUUUUCGCUGCGCACGGUAAAGUACUUGGUGAUGGACGAAGCCGAUCGUUUGCUGGACAUGGACUUUGGCCCGAAGAUCGACCAGAUUCUCAAGGUCAUUCCGCGCGAGCGCAAUACCUUUUUGUUCUCAGCCACCAUGACAACAAAGGUGGCCAAGCUGCAGCGCGCUUCCUUGUCCGACCCAGUGAAGAUCGAGGUGUCGACAAAGUACUCGACUGUAGACAAGCUCUUGCAGUACUACAUGUUCUUCCCGUUCAAGCGCAAGGACUGCUAUCUGGUGUGGCUGCUGAAUGAGAUGGCCGGGCAGUCGGCCAUCGUGUUUGCUCGCACAUGUAACGAGGUCCUGCGUAUCGGUCUGCUGCUGCGCAACCUGGGAAUCGAGGCCAUCCCCCUGCACGGCCAGCUCAGCAUGGACAAGCGCCUCGGUGCACUGAAUAAGUUCAAGUCAGGCGCGCGCAACGUUCUGGUAGCCACAGAUGUUGCAUCUCGCGGCCUGGAUAUCCCGGCUGUCGACCUGGUCGUCAACUUUGAUAUCCCGUCGUUCUCCAAAGAUUAUAUCCACCGCGUCGGACGUACUGCGCGUGCGGGACGCUCCGGUCGCGCAGUCUCGUUUGUCACGCAGUAUGAUGUCGAGCUUUUGCAGCGUAUUGAGCAGGUCAUCGGCAAGAAGCUUGAUGUGUUCCCUGGCGAGAAGGACGCGGUCCUGUUGCUCCAGGAACGGGUGAGCGAGGCCCAGCGCAUGGCUAUGCUUGACUUGAAGGACAUUCAGUCUAAGCAAAAGAACGGAAAGAAGCGUGGAAGAAGUGAUGGCGACGAUAGGCAGAUUUCUCUUAGCGAGGCAAAGAAGAUGAGCAAGACUGGUAACAAAAACAAGAAGGGUGGUAGCCGGCGGUAAACCCCUUAGUCAUUUUCUUUAAUCAUUUCGCAAAAAAAUUUUAAUAAUGACCACGAUUUUUUUUAUAAAAAAA
Kickxella alabastrina is the source of this 1591-nucleotide messenger RNA. Its product is annotated as P-loop containing nucleoside triphosphate hydrolase protein. Bases 112 to 1518 code for a protein of 468 amino acids. NCBI's taxonomy places the organism in Eukaryota, Fungi, Kickxellomycota, Kickxellomycetes, Kickxellales, Kickxellaceae. Gene Ontology annotation, molecular function: ATP binding; nucleic acid binding; RNA helicase activity. The transcript has a single exon. The record is from RefSeq and is a predicted model, not a curated record.